Tigriopus californicus is the source of this 1221-nucleotide messenger RNA. RefSeq names its product enoyl-[acyl-carrier-protein] reductase, mitochondrial-like. The record is from RefSeq and is a predicted model, not a curated record. The transcript has 3 exons. Gene Ontology annotation, biological process: fatty acid metabolic process. Gene Ontology annotation, molecular function: trans-2-enoyl-CoA reductase (NADPH) activity. Gene Ontology annotation, cellular component: mitochondrion. NCBI's taxonomy places the organism in Eukaryota, Metazoa, Arthropoda, Copepoda, Harpacticoida, Harpacticidae. Bases 62 to 1198 code for a protein of 378 amino acids.
CCUAAACAAUACACAUGUCCUUCCAAAAUACACAAACAACUCGCUUGAUGUUUCUUUGCGUAUGCUUCACCUCAAACUCGACCACACAAUCACAGGUAUGUCAGGUUGGAUGGCGCUCUUGGGGCGCCCACUGAUCCACUGUGGGCGGACCUCCUCCUCUCAACUCCGACACGCCUCCCGUCUUGUGUUUCAAUCCCACGGAGCUCCCUCCCAAGUUCUUAAAUAUGAAUCGUUUCCCACUCCGGUCGAACCAUCGGAUCCGCAGAACGUUUUGGUUCGCAUGCUCAUGGCCCCCAUCCACCCGGCCGAUAUCAACACCAUUCAGGGGGCUUACCCCAUUACCCCCGAUCUACCCGCAGUGGGUGGAGGGGAGGGUUUAGGGGUCGUGGUCAUGGCGGGUGGGGCCGUUACCCACCUGGCCCCCGGGGAUUGGGUCAUUCCAGCCGGAAAUAUGACCGGCACCUGGACCACACACACCCAAGGACCCGCCGAGGCCUUUGUCAAGAUUCGGAAAGAUAUCCCUGAGAUUGCGGCGGCUACCCUUCGUACCAAUCCGAGUACGGCUUAUCGCAUGUUAAAAGAUUUCGUUCAGUUGGGUCCCGACGACUGGGUGAUUCAAAACGGGGCCAAUAGCGCCGUGGGACAAGCAGUCAUUCAAAUUGCCAAGCAUUGGAAACUUCAUACAGUUAAUAUAGUGCGAGCUCGCGACAACAUCGACGCGCUGAAACAUCAGCUCCAAAACUUAGGCGCGGACUUCGUACUCACCGAGGAGGAAUUUCGGAAAUGGACCGAGAUUCGAGAAGGGCGCCUACCAAAGCCCAGAUUGGCGUUAAACUGUGUGGGAGGCUCAAGUGCCACCGAGUUAUCCAAGUGUUUGUCUAAUUCGGCGGUUAUGGUUACGUAUGGUGGAAUGAGUCUCAAGCCAGUGACCGUGGCCACAUCUGGACUGAUCUUCAAAGACAUCGCUAUCCGAGGUUUUUGGCUCAGUCGUUGGCUGUCCGAACACGCCAACGGUGAUGAGCGGAUAAAGAUGUUCUCUGAAUUGGCCGGAAUGUGCAAAGACGGGGUACUGACCGCUCCAGUUCACCAAACGGUCUCCUUGAAGGAUUUCAAGGCUUCCGUGGACAAUACACUCAAGGGCUUCAAAGGGGGCAAAUUCAUUUUUGAUAUGACCAAGGAGAAACAAAACGGUGCUUGAAACAAUGAGUUUGUCUAUUGACA